Messenger RNA from Nicotiana tabacum (common tobacco), 465 nucleotides. Lineage: Eukaryota; Viridiplantae; Streptophyta; Magnoliopsida; Solanales; Solanaceae. The record is from RefSeq and is a predicted model, not a curated record.
AUGGCUUCAUCAAGUGGGACAUCAUUAGGUUCAGGUUCAUAUACAUUUCAGAACUCAGGCUCAGAAGAAGAUGUUCGACGGUUAAUGGAUCAGAGGAAAAGGAAGAGGAUGAUAUCGAACCGCGAAUCGGCUCGAAGAUCAAGAAUGAGGAAACAAAAACAUUUGGAUGAUCUUAUGUCCCAAUUAGCCCAUCAUAGGAAAGAAAAUAACCAAAUCUUGACCACUAUGAAUGUCACAACCCAACAUUACCUCAAUGUUGAAGCUGAAAACUCAAUCUUGAGAGCUCAAGUGGUUGAACUUAGCAAUAGAUUUCAGUCCUUAACACAAAUCAUCAGUUUCUUCAUUGCCAACAACAGUGGCAAUACUCAAAUUGAGUAUAUGGCUGAUGGUUUUCUUAUGAAUGAUUCUUGGAAUUAUCUCUACUCUAAUCAGCCAAUUAUCACUGCAGACAUCUUGCAAUAUUAA